Molecule: messenger RNA, 3111 nt
Organism: Hemicordylus capensis (graceful crag lizard)
Lineage: Eukaryota; Metazoa; Chordata; Lepidosauria; Squamata; Cordylidae
Gene: RIOK3
Product: RIO kinase 3
Exons: 13
Coding region: 147-1793 (548 amino acids)
Biological process (GO): protein phosphorylation; maturation of SSU-rRNA
Cellular component (GO): cytosol; preribosome, small subunit precursor
Molecular function (GO): ATP binding; protein serine/threonine kinase activity
Source: RefSeq, a predicted model, not a curated record
UUGACGGGCAGGGGCGGGAGGAGUAAGGAUGAACCCAAGAGAAGCCGGAAGGAGCUUUCUUCUGUGGAGAGACCUGCUUGCUUGUCCGCUCGCUGUUAUUCCAUCGCUUCUGUCGCUCUUGCUAUUCUUGGCCCUUUUCGCCUAAUAUGGAGCCGGUAGGAAUCGCUGCUGUCGUUCCCUCCGCUGAGACGACCCCAGGCUCGGCUUGGCCCCAAAGCAAGGUGAGGGAGGACGGAUGGUGCAGUCGAGCCGGGCGAGGCGUGUCUCGGGCCUGGCGGCCCAUGAACCGGCUUGAGUGCCCAUGGGGAACUCCUAAAAAUACCACAAUAUCAUGCUCUCUUGCUGAUGUGAUGAGUGAACAACUAGCUAAGGAGCUGCAGUUAGAAGAAGAAAAUGCUGCUUUUCCUGAAGUGGUAUCGGUUGUUGAAGGACCGUUAAUUACUGGGGAGAAUGUUGACACAUCCAGUGACCUGAUGCUAGCACAGAUGCUGCAAAUGGAAUUUGAUAGAGAGUUUGAUGCACAACUUCGGCGUGAAGAGAAAAAAAUCAAUGGGGAUAGCAAAGUGUCAAUAUCUUUUGAGAACUACCGGAAGGUGCAUCCAUUUGAAGACAGUGACAGCUCUGAAGAUGAGGUUGACUGGCAAGAUACUCGUCAUGAUCCAUAUAGAGCAGAUAAGCCCACUACAACUCCCAAAAGAGGCUUUAUAGGAAAAGGAAAAGAUAUUACAACCAAGCAUGAUGAGGUUGUGUGUGGAAGAAAGAAUACUGCUCGAAUGGAAAAUUUUGCACCUGAAUUCCAGGUUGGUGAUGGAAUUGGUAUGGACCUAAAGCUGUCCAAUCACGUCUUCAAUGCUUUAAAGCAGCAUGCAUAUUCGGAGGAACGCCGAAGUGCCAGGCUCCAUGAGAAAAAAGAACAUUCUACUGCGGAGAAAGCAGUAGAUCCUAAAACACGUUUACUUUUGUAUAAAAUGGUCAAUUCUGGGAUGCUAGAGACUAUCACUGGCUGCAUAAGCACAGGGAAAGAGUCUGUAGUGUUUCAUGCAUAUGGAGGAAGUGUGGAUGAAGAUGCCAAAUCUGUACCUCCAGAAUGUGCCAUCAAGGUGUUUAAAACCACCCUUAAUGAAUUUAAGAAUCGUGACAAGUACAUCAAGGAUGACUACAGAUUUAAGGAACGUUUUAGCAAACUAAAUCCACGCAAGAUAAUUCGCAUGUGGGCUGAGAAAGAAAUGCACAACUUAACAAGAAUGCAGAAAGCAGGCAUUCCCUGCCCACAAGUGGUUACCCUUAAAAAACAUGUCUUGGUCAUGUCCUUCAUUGGUCAGGAUCAAGUUCCAGCUCCUAAACUAAAAGAAGUGAAACUCAAUAGUGAAGAUAUGAAAAAAGCCUACUAUCAAGUCCUUCAUAUGAUGCAAAAGUUGUAUAAAGAGUGCAGUUUGGUUCAUGCUGAUCUGAGCGAGUACAACAUGUUGUGGCAUGGUGGACAGGUCUGGUUAAUUGAUGUCAGUCAGUCUGUGGAGCCAACCCAUCCACAUGGACUGGAGUUCUUGUUCAGAGAUUGCAGAAAUGUUUCUCAGUUCUUCCAGAAGAAUGGUGUAUCUGAAGCACUUGGUGAACGAGAGCUCUUCAAUGCUGUCUCAGAUUUAAAUUUUGCAGCUGACAAUGAAGUGGACUUCCUCGCUGAGAUUGAAACUUUGGAGAAGAUUAAUGAAGAUCAUGUACAGAAUUAUGGGAAAAAGUUUUCAACGUUUUCACAUGAUGAUGAUGGGGGUCCACAAACAUUUUGCAACAAAUAGCACAAGUGAACUGAUCUGUUUCUUGCAUUUGACUUCAAAUGCAGUGAUUAAACACAGCUGCCAAAAGCAACAAAUUGUGGUCAGCUCAGAAUGCCAUAAAUGAACUUCAGGGAAUAUGCAUUGGUGCUUUGUGUCUUCAGAAAGUCCACAGGCCACUGGGACUUGCCAUGUAACCCUGUAAGAAUGGAAUGUCAUUUUUUUCAAUCUGGCAGAUGAACUUUUUUUCAGUUACACCAUAGCUGAGUUCAGUGUGUGGUUUAAAUUUUCCAAAAUGAUGUGACAAUUUCAGAUUUUAUUCUGAAGUCCUACAAAUGUCAAAUGUGUGUAGGAGCGAUAGAUUCUCUUCUCUAUUACAGAACAUCUGUUCCUUAAGGGUUCAGAGUGUUGAAGAUGUACUGCAUGUUUCAGAAACAUUCAACACUAAUCUAGUAACAAGAUUACUAUUUUUUACAAAAAUUCAGUGAGAGAUCCUUCAGAUCUUAUAAACAAAAUAACUUUAUCCUAGUCACUCAAAAUAAUAGCCUCAUGUUUUCUAUGGUUUUUUCACAGAUUAAAAAUAUAAUAUUUGAGGUAUAUAGCCUAUAAUUUGACUCUUAAAUCUUUAGGCCAUAAUGUAGUUUAGUUAUUGUUCAUUUUUCCAAACUGAAGUAAAAAGGGAAAAAUUUCUAUAUUAUCAGUAGCAAAUAUAUUUGGUUAUCUGUUUCUCAAACAGUGCUUUUAAAAAAUGGAAGGUUUUAAUGUGUAAAAUGAAUGGGCUAUGCUCAGCAGGAGUUCCCUUUAUUUGUAUCCUAAUUUCAUAGUCCUUAAGAUGAUGGCAGAUUUCCAUCUUUGUAGAACAAAUUAUUCAAGGAAUGAAUCAGAAAGUGUCCCUUGCAUUUAGGAGUCUGCAUGUAGCAUGGCCUCUAAUCUAAUACAGUAUGAUUCUAUUCAUAUGACUUUCAAAACUAAAUAAAAAACAAAACAGCAGAACCAAGGCCAUUGUUGGUAUACUUGUAUGAAGAAAUCCAGAGGCAUAACAAUGAAUGUACCUAUAGGUCUUAUAUGGAAAUGACACAGAGCUCUCAGGAUCUGUCUCCAGCUUUGUUCUUGCAUUAUAUUUGUGUACCUAAAUCCUAUGCAUUCUGGUGAGGCCAGCAUAAGAGACAUUCAUUCACUGAAAUAGACUUAAGAGAUGUAAAACUUCCCUUUUCAGGUUUCUUCUUUUGAAUUCGCCCUUCAUAACAUUGUAGUGAGAGUGUUGCUGUGUGAUACCAUGGCCUAUGAAAAUGUUGUUCAUGCAGAAAUGGAGAGGAAAUAAAUACAUGAGCUCUUACAGGUU